This is a messenger RNA of Sitophilus oryzae (rice weevil), 786 nucleotides long. RefSeq names its product piggyBac transposable element-derived protein 3-like. The coding region runs from base 1 to 786 and encodes 261 amino acids. The record is from RefSeq and is a predicted model, not a curated record. The transcript has a single exon. Lineage: Eukaryota; Metazoa; Arthropoda; Insecta; Coleoptera; Curculionidae.
AUGCCGCGUGAUAUGUUUUACCUUUUGAGAGUUAAUUUUUACGUUGUGGAUAUUCUGGGAGUUCCAGGUGAAAUUCAAAAGGAGAAUAGACUAUGGAAGCUUCAACCCAUGAUAGACAUGAUUCGAAACCAUUGCAGAUCACUGGAGAGGAAACCUAGAUCCUCGUAUUCAAUUGACGAACAAAUGAUUCCAUUCUUAGGAAGGUGUCCAGUGAGACAGUAUGUGAGGAAUAAACCUAGACCAGUGGAUCUUAAAAAUUUUGUUCUCACAACAUCUGAGGGAAAAAUUCUUGACUUUGAAAUUUAUCAAGGUAAACUGACGCCUUUCGAAAACAAAGACCUGGGUCUUGGUGCCUCGGUUAUCCUGCACCUAUCUCAUACACUACCAAAAGAGAGUUAUCUUUCUUUUGACCGAUACUUUUCGACUGAAUCUUUGUUUGACAGGCUGAUUUCUUUGGAAAUUUAUGGCACCGUAACCAUCAUGCCAAAUAGAUUGAAGAAAUGUAAUUUUCUGAAAGACAAACAAUUUAAAAGAGGAAACUCACAGAAAUUAGUUAGAAACGAUGGAAAAGUUAGCGUGACAAAAUGGAUGGACAAUAAAUCUGUUCUCAUGAUAUCUACAGCCUGUGGAUCUGAGCCACAAGGAGUAGUUAGCAGAUGGGAAAAGAGUGAGAAAAAACAUGUGGAAGUCCCGUGUCCCAAUGUUGUUGGUAUGUACAACCAGAAAAUGGGUGGUGUUGACGUAUGUGAUCAAAUUAUUGAAUUAUUGUAUUUUUUAGACAUUUAA